ACGCGUAAACUCGACCGGCUUCGCCGGCUCUAUCGAGUCGGCUCGCCAACUCAAUGGGUAAGAAAGGGAAAAAAGACGAUACGUGUUGUCUGUUCUCUGCUAUUAUCAGUCAAAGGCCGAGCGCAUAUGAUUCUCCGUUGGCGCGUGUGCAGAAAUGUACGCUGGCAGCACUGGUCUGAGUCUGAACCACCCGAACGCAGGGCAUAAAGUACCCAAAAGCAUCUAAAAGCAAAGGAAGUUAUAAUACUAACAGUUAUUAAUGUGUACAUCAAAAGAAAGUUUAUAAAUUUAAGAGAAGAAAGUGAUAAAAAAGGAAUAAAGCGUAUCUCUGAAGCGAUAAAUAUUCGUAAAAAGAAGAAGAAGAAGAAGAUUAACCAACAUGACGGAUGAGGUGUCACCGAAGGCUUAUCCUCUUGCGGAUGCAUCGUUAACGAUAAAAAUAUUGAACUUGGUUCAGCAAGCAUCAAGUUAUGGGCAAUUAAAAAAGGGAGCAAAUGAAGCUACAAAAUCCUUAAAUCGUGGAUUAUCAGAAUUUAUAGUAAUGGCGGCGGAUGCGCAACCUUUAGAGAUUCUCUUACACUUGCCGUUAUUAUGCGAGGACAAGAAUGUACCUUAUGUAUUUGUACGAAGUAAGCAAGCAUUGGGACGAGCUUGUGGAGUCUCCAGGCCAGUAGUAGCCUGUUCUGUAUUAAUCAAUGAGGGUUCACAAUUGAAACAACAAAUCAAAUCCAUACAACAGGAAAUAGAACGACUUUUAAUUUAACUUGGAAU
Molecule: messenger RNA, 771 nt
Organism: Linepithema humile (Argentine ant)
Lineage: Eukaryota; Metazoa; Arthropoda; Insecta; Hymenoptera; Formicidae
Gene: hoip
Product: NHP2-like protein 1 hoip
Biological process (GO): maturation of SSU-rRNA; maturation of LSU-rRNA; mRNA splicing, via spliceosome
Cellular component (GO): box C/D methylation guide snoRNP complex; nucleolus; precatalytic spliceosome
Molecular function (GO): RNA binding
Source: RefSeq, a predicted model, not a curated record